This is a messenger RNA of Thamnophis sirtalis, 2443 nucleotides long. It is a transcript of the gene RTN3, whose product is annotated as reticulon 3. Gene Ontology annotation, cellular component: neuron projection; postsynaptic density; endoplasmic reticulum membrane. Lineage: Eukaryota; Metazoa; Chordata; Lepidosauria; Squamata; Natricidae. The record is from RefSeq and is a predicted model, not a curated record. Gene Ontology annotation, biological process: neuron differentiation; endoplasmic reticulum tubular network formation; brain development.
GCAUCUCCUCGCCAAAUGGAAUUGCCCUUUUCGGCGGGAUCUAAAAUUCAUAGCCGCGGCCCCGUCAUGGAAGCGACUUCUCCGCGGGAGAGUGAAUUCAUAGGAGCCGGGCCCCUGGAUGGUAAGACUGAUCAGAAUGGAUGCCGGCCCGAAGAAGAACGAGCGUCAAAAGGAGACGCCACGUUUGCACUGUUGGCCAGCUCGGAAGACGGACGCGAGAAGGUUCCUUCUGAGAUUCUCAGCUCACAUUCCACCGCGUCUCCCGGGGACACCGCUGAGCCGCCCGCGGAAAAAGAUUCCCCCGAAUCUCCCUUUGAAGUCAUUGCUGACAAGCUGGAAUUUGAUAAGGAGUUUAAAGAGGUCGUGACCAGCAGCUCCAAGGACAUCGGGAGCAACUGGGUGAUACACGGCGAAAGGGAGCAGUUGACCGAUAUUCCAGAAGACAGCAUUUGCGAGUUCCAGGCAAAACCCCGUAGUAGUGGGCGGCUUCCCUCAGGACCGGGGCUCUCCCGCCAGUCUUCAGGCACAACGGCGGCUCUGGAGGAAGUCUCCAAAUGCGUCCGCGAUCUACACAGUUUCACCAAUGAGCUGCUUAACUGGGACCUGAUUCCCAAGGAUCUGGAAGACAAGGCAGAUGACUUUAUCAACACGGGCUUUAAGGCCUCACCCGGCGAAAUCGGCGGUGGCGUUCCAGAACCCGUGGUGAAGCCUAGCGAUACAGAAACCGGCAAGGCUCCCGCGCCUCACCAGCCUGUGACAAUCAGCCUCCACCCAAAAGGCAAGCCGUCUCCAAAAGUAGACAAGGAUCAAGCCGCUGUGGUUGGCCAAGCCGUCACUGUGGUGAAAAGUGCUCCUCCGGAAGCCGUCCAGAUGACAACCGAGCUCUCUUGGCCCAAUCUAUGCCUGCCUGAAACCGCUGAUGCGGAUAGCUCUGGAGAAUCUGAUGACACGGUCAUCGAAGAUGUUCCCGCUGACCUGACAUUCCCGAAUAAGGUGGUGGCUGAGAAUUGCCAGGGCUUCUCCAAACUCAUCGGCUCCUCUGAGGCAGAAAUCGAAUAUAUAGAUGAGGAGGAGGCAUCUGAUGAGCUUCAGGAAGACCAAAUGGUUUCCCAGUCCUUGGAAAGCCGUUGGCGAUUCACGGAUGAGUUCAAAGUAAUCCCAGCUACAGAGAGACCGUCUCCUGCAUUUCAGUCUUCCAGAGAACCUGAUCUGAGCCCACCUUCUAAAGCCAAGCAGGCAUUUGACGCUGGAGAACUGGAGGUGCCGAGGAAGACGCCCAAGGCCGAAGACCCCUCGCGAAAGAUUACUUUGGACAGCGUCAAAGAGGUGGUGUGCCCGGAUGGUCUGGGCAGUGAAAGUUUUAUGGACUUCAUGAAGGAGUGCUUAAAAUCCAAGGGGGCUGAAUCUCCGGAAGACCCAGUGGAGAUGUUCUCGGAGGCGGAGCUGAAGGCCGCUCGCUCCCAAGGGGCGUGGCCCUACUUUCAGCAGCCGCCCCAAGGGAAGCAGGAUUUCGAACACGAGCACAUCACCAUCACAGCCCUCAAAGAGGUGGGGAGGAAAGCUGAGAGACCCACACUCUUCUCUCCCCCCAGAGGGAGGCACUUCGGACAGUACUGUGAGUUCCCGCCCGACGCGCUACCCUCUGCUCCAAAGUCAGCCUUGGAGAAGAGACCUCUCUGCCUUGAGCAGGCCGUCGAUGUGAUGCUGGUUCCCGCCAGCGUCAGUCUUGGGAAAACUUCUCACCCGCUUCCUCCCGAGCCGCCGUCUGUGCUACAUGCCCUUACAAAAUUACUGGCUCAAUUCUCAGUGCGAGACCUGGUUUUCUGGAGGGAUGUGAAGAAGUCCGGGGCCGUGUUCAGCACCACCCUGAUCCUGCUCCUCUCCCUGGCCGCCUUUAGCGUCAUCAGCGUCGUCUCGUACCUCAUCCUGGCCCUGCUGUCUGUCACCAUCUGCUUCCGGGUCUACAAGUCCGUCAUCCAAGCUGUGCAGAAAUCCGAAGAAGGCCAUCCCUUCAAAGCCUACUUAAACAUGGACGUCAACCUCUCCUCCGAGACCUUCCAUAACUACGUCAGCUCUGCCCUGGUCCACGUCAACCAUAUCCUGAAAGCCAUCCUACGCCUCUUCCUGGUGGAAGAUUUGGUCGAUUCACUGAAGCUCGCGGUCGUCAUGUGGCUGAUGACGUACGUCGGGGCCAUUUUUAAUGGGAUCACCCUCCUCAUCCUAGGGGAAUUGCUGGUUUUCAGCAUGCCGGUCGUUUAUGAGAAAUAUAAGACUCAGAUCGACCAUUAUGUCGGGAUCGUGCGGGAUCAAGUCAAAUCUGCAGCUACAAAGAUCCAAGCAAAGCUUCCUGGCACCGUGAAGAAAAAGCCCGAAUAACCCCCACCAGGCAUCACGAAGACCCAGCCAUUAACAAAACGAAAAACACCCCCCCCCCCAAACAAAG